Molecule: messenger RNA, 3254 nt
Organism: Canis lupus familiaris (dog)
Lineage: Eukaryota; Metazoa; Chordata; Mammalia; Carnivora; Canidae
Gene: SGPP1
Product: sphingosine-1-phosphate phosphatase 1
Exons: 3
Coding region: 33-1370 (445 amino acids)
Biological process (GO): sphingosine metabolic process; phospholipid dephosphorylation
Cellular component (GO): endoplasmic reticulum membrane
Molecular function (GO): sphingosine-1-phosphate phosphatase activity
Source: RefSeq, a predicted model, not a curated record
CGCCCGUCCGCGGGCCGCCGGGUCCCGUUAUCAUGUCGCUGAGGCAGCGCCUGACCCAGCUGGCGGGCCGUCUGCAGGAGCCGCAGAAAGUGGCCCGUUUCCAGCGGCUGUGCGGGGUGGAAGCGCUUCCGCGCCGAUCCGCCGGGCCCGCCGCCGCUCAGGGGGAGGAUGAGAAGGCAGAGGCGCCCCUCGCCCGCGGCGUCCGGCGCCGGGAGCCGCAGCUGGGGGCGUCCGCAGGCCCCCAGCCGCCCGGCGGCGGCCGCAAUCAGUGUCCGGCCAAGCCCGGCGGCCGCGGCGCCCCCAACGGCGUGCGGAACGGGCUGGCGAGCGAGCUGGGCCCGGCCUCGCCGCGGCGCGUGGGCGCCCUGCGCCGCAACUCGCUGACGGACGAGGAGGGCGAGCUGGCCCACGUGAGCAACUGGCCGCUCUACUACCUGUUCUGCCUCGGCACGGAGCUGGGCAACGAGCUCUUUUACAUCCUGUUCUUCCCCUUCUGGAUCUGGAACCUGGACGCCCUGGUGGGCCGGCGGCUGGUGGUCAUCUGGGUGCUGGUCAUGUACCUGGGCCAGUGCACCAAGGACGUCAUCCGCUGGCCGCGGCCCGCCUCGCCGCCCGUGGUCAAGUUGGAGGUCUUCUACAACUCCGAGUACAGCAUGCCCUCCACCCACGCCAUGUCCGGCACCGCCAUCCCCAUCGCCAUGGUCCUGCUCACCUACGGCCGCUGGCAGUAUCCUCUUAUAUAUGGACUGAUUCUUAUUCCCUGCUGGUGUUCUCUAGUUUGCCUAAGUAGAAUUUACAUGGGAAUGCACUCCAUUCUGGAUAUUAUUGCUGGAUUCCUAUAUACGAUUUUAAUCUUAAUUAUCUUCUAUCCAUUUGUGGACCUGAUUGACAACUUCAACCAAACUCACAAAUAUGCUCCAUUAAUCAUCAUCGGGCUUCACUUAGCCUUGGGAAUCUUUUCUUUCACUCUUGACACCUGGAGUACAUCCCGAGGAGACACAGCUGAGAUUCUAGGAAGUGGUGCUGGAAUUGCAUGUGGAUCUCAUGUUACCUAUAACAUGGGUCUAAUAUUAGAUCCUUCUCUGGAUAUUCUACCGUUAGCUAGGCCCCCCAUUACUAUGACUCUGUGUGGAAAAGCCAUAUUGAGGAUCCUAAUUGGGAUGGUAUUUGUACUAAUAGUCAGAGAUAUAAUGAAAAAGAUCACCAUUCCUUUAGCCUGUAAAAUCUUCAAUAUACCAUGUGAUGAUGUUCGAAAAGCAAGACAACACAUGGAAGUUGAACUUCCUUAUCGGUAUAUUACCUAUGGAAUGGUUGGUUUCUCUAUCACAUUUUUUGUUCCUUACAUAUUUUUCUUCAUUGGUAUCUCUUGAUGGAGAAAUAGUGUUUAUAAGAAAGGAGGGUAUCAGUUACUGAUAUCUAAAAAUAUAUUCUAGUUAAAAGCCAAAUCAGAGUUAGGCUUUUGCAGGAAUUUAACUUAAAUAAUUAUUUAAGUAAAUUCAUAAGAAUUGGUGCAUUUUGUCAUUGCACAUCCAGAUAUUGUUUUAGGUGACCUGAGCUAUUUUAAACACGGAGAAAAUGAUAAGUAUCCAUUUUGAAUGUUCAUGUAAUGUUUGGAGAGUUUUAUGCUGUUAUGAAUUGGAGUUAUAUAUAAUAUAUAUUAAGAUACAUAAUGGGCAAAUAUGUAUCUAAUAUAUGUUAUAUAUGAAAUAAUAUACCUAAGUUAUUUUAAACUGUGGGGCUGAAUUAUAAAAUCAAUAAUAAUAUGCAAACAAUGUGCCUGUAUAUCUGGACUUAAUACUGGCACGUUGUUAACAGAUAUAUUUAACAUUUAUUUACUAUGGGAGCCAUUUCCUAAUUGCAUAAUUACUAGGCCAGAAUUCAUAUACCACCACAUAAUGAUUUACUGCCUCUUUUUACACUGCCAUCAUCUUUCAUGUUACCCAUGAUAUUGAACAUGGGAGGCAUUUUUAAUGGACCAAAUUUUCAGAAAAAUUCGGUUUUUUAUUCUUUUUUUUUUUUUAAGUUCUGUACACUGUUGAAUGUACUUUAUUUGCAGUUCUGGACAUCAGUUUAAUAAUUCAGGUACUGAAUUUUAUUGCUUGCUAAUUGUGCCUUUCUGUUGCUGGAUUAAGAAAUGCCAUGUAUACUGUGAUAUAAAAAUAAGAUACUAAACUUUAUCUUAAGUUACAUAUAAUCAGGCAAAUAUUUUAAAAAUACAUGUCAAAUUAACAGGGCUAGAAGUAACCCACUCGUAAUUCUUUAGCCUUUAUUUGGAAAGAAAUGUGGAAUGGGCUAAACUUUCUGAUUUAUUGGGAAGCUGAAUGGAUAAAUAUUUCCAUUUUUGUAGGUAUUUUUCUGUGCAUUGUAAGUUAUAGGAACAAGAUAUAUUUUUUGUACAUUGUCUUGAUUGUUUAUACUGCAGGUAGAUAUUUCCAGUGAAUGGAAAUGUAACUGAAAUUUAUAGAUGGGACAAUGCACAGGCUUCAUUUGUAAACAAAUCGUUUUUCUAAAUUAUUUGGAAAGGAUUGGAUUUAGCAGUGUUAACUUUUAAUACCCAUUUAUUAGCUACUUAAGGUAAAUUAUAAAAUCUAAAAGUAUCAGUAUUUCAGAUCCUAUUAUUUUUCGAUUUUUAUUAUUUUCAGAGUGGAAAAUUUGGGUAUUGUAUUAAACUAUUCUUUAUUCUUCUGUCUGUGCCUUUAUAUUUUGAAGUGUAAUUGUAGCUAGGUUAACAUUAAGUUUAUUUGUAGUAAGUUUUUUCAUAAAGAAGAGAAUUAACUUUCCAUAUAAAUGAGCAUCAGGUAUGGAAUUACUGACUUUAGUGCAAUAUCUGUCUGAUUAUCCAGAAUUAUCACUUAAGAUGUUUCUAUUUUGGACAGCAUAACUAUUUGAGCUCAUAUUUUUAUAAUUCUGAUUGAGAAUUUAGGGACAUGGUAAUUUUUACCAACAUUGAAUCUGAUAAUUUUAAAUAAAGCAACUAAAUUUGGGACCUUUACCUAUUAGUAGGAAACCAAGGCACUUAGGAACAUAUCGGUACGUUGGAAAAUGUGCAAAGAACUUUUCUUUCAAAAUGUGUCUAAUGAAUUGAAUUUUAGGGACUAUUUCCCAUAAUCUGGGUCUAUGCUAUCUUAUUGAUUUUUAUAUCUAACUUAAAAGGUAUUUGAAAAUAUUCCAUUUCUUUGUGGUUUAUUAUUUUCUGUCCUAUAAUAGUUCCAUGCUAGGUGUAUUUUAAAAUAAAAGCCAAAUUCAGAAUUGAA